GAGCGAGAGUCGAGAGAGGAGAACUACAGAUAAAACUUUUUUUUGUUUAUCCUCUUUUCUUCCUGUCUCAGCUUGCCGGGCUCGAAUCCUUGGAAAUGGCCUCUACUACCAGCGGUGGUGCUUUGACUCCAUAUCUCUCGCACAUGCACCACAGAAGCCCCAGCUCUUCCUGCUCUUCGUCUCUCUCCUUCUUUGCCUCACCAAUGUCAUCUGGUAGUAAGAAUGGGAAGAACCCAAGACGUCUUCAUUUAUAUGCAUUAUUUGGGAAAAAGGAUAACAGUGAUGAGACACCAUCAAAGGCAGGAAUUAUGGGUAAUAUGCAAAACUUGUAUGAAACUGUUAAGAAAGCACAAAUGGUAGUGCAAGUAGAGGCAGUUCGUGUGCAGAAAGAACUUGCUGUGGCAGAAUUUGAUGGCUACUGUGAAGGUGAACUAAUUAAGGCAACACUUUCUGGGAACCAGCAACCUGUGCGCAUUGAGAUCACUGAGGCUGCAAUGGAACUAGGACCUGAAGUGAGCAACUUUUACUCUAUUCCACUGCUAAGUUUUCUAACAUGCGAGAACUUGAGUCUUAUAAAUGUUUCUCUAUUCUCCAGAAACUUUCACUUCUUGUCACAGAGGCCUACAAGGAUGCACACCAAAAGAGUGUCCAGGCUAUGAAAGAGAGAAUGAGCGAUCUUGCCCAAAGUUUAGGAAUGCCACCAGGCCUUGAUGGAUUCAAAUGAGCUUCAUCAUGAUUGAUCAGCUUUGUCCAAAAAACGUAUUUAUUUCUAUUCCGUACUUUUAUUCUUCUUUUCCCUUUCCC
Messenger RNA from Tripterygium wilfordii, 804 nucleotides. Its product is annotated as nucleoid-associated protein At4g30620, chloroplastic-like. The transcript is spliced from 6 exons. NCBI's taxonomy places the organism in Eukaryota, Viridiplantae, Streptophyta, Magnoliopsida, Celastrales, Celastraceae. Gene Ontology annotation, molecular function: DNA binding. The coding region runs from base 96 to 659 and encodes 187 amino acids. The record is from RefSeq and is a predicted model, not a curated record.